AAUUCAUUCUUUCAAUUAAUUAUUUGCCUUAGUACACUGUCACUAUUACCAAUACUUAUAUAAUUAUUCUAGAUUCUUUCAUAUACAAAAUUGGUAUUAGUUUUCAAAUUUGCCGCGCAAAAAAUGGCCGCAUCAAAAUGGCCGUCUGUCAAACCUGAAAUGCUGUUAGACCAUCUACAAUUUUGUUAGUUCAAUCCAAAUAAUUACCACGACAUCAGCACACAUAAAUAAUGGAGAUAUAAUUCAAAUCUUAGUUUUUCAAUAUGAUUGGAAUUAUUUUUUAAUUCAUAAAAUCAAAUAUAUAGAAAGAGUAAUAUAUAAAAGUUAUUGUUAUUAUAAGUGAUACGUGUCAUUACGAUUUGACAUUAAUCAUUCGUAUUGGAUAAAUGGAAGGAACAUGACAUACUUCAACUUACUACAAAUAAUUUAAAUCGUUGUAAUUAUAUGAUAAAGGCCUAAAUAAACGGUUAUGUUUGAUUUUCUUUUGUAAACAAAUAUAUUUAUACAUAUAUUUAAUUGAACGUAUUUAUGUAUAUAUUUCAAAAUGCAGUGGCCGUCAUUGAGUCUUAUACUUUCUGAAGUGUUUUUAGCAUAUAUUGUUUAUUCAAUAUAUACAUUAUCUUUAUUAUUUGUUGUUCCAUCAUGUGAGAAAGGAAAACCAUGCUUAGAGUCUUAUUUAUACAAAAAUCCGCAAUCCCAAUUACAUAUUUAUAGUUCUGUAACUGAGAGACCAAUAGAAAGAGAAGUUAAUUUGUUGUAUACGUUGGAAAAUUUUAAUUAUACUCAAACACAAAACAUUUCUCUUUCCAUAGAUCUUCCUCGAAAAACUAAACAAAAUGGAACGCUGUUUCUACAUGUGAUAAUGGUGCCUAUUUACUAUAAACAAGUUAAAUCCUUUAGAGAAUUGCAAAAGGAUUUACUUAUGGCAUAUACUACUAUAAAACUAACACAAUAUUCAGUACCUGAAGCAGAAGUUUUUAAUUUAUUAGAAGAACGAGAUGUAAGUGCAAGAACAACCAAAAAAUAUGUGUAUCCUGUAACACAUAUUAAAAGCAAAGUAACAUUUACAAUAAUGACAGAAGAUAUUAAAUUUCCAACAGAUGGUGUACCCAUGGAACUCAUACAUGAUUUAAGGAUAAUAAAUGGUAAUAAAUUUUUACCAAUUAUUAACUAUGACUUUUUACAAACUCGACAUCGUGAUCUUUUACAAAUAUCACCACAGAAUAAAACUGUUAAUGUUUCUCUUAUGUAUACUCCAAUAACUCUUGGAAAAUUAAGAUUGAUAUUGCAUGUUGAAGCUGCUAUGCAGAGUUUGAAAAAUCUUGGAUUUUCAGACAAGGAUAUAGAUGAAGUUAAAGGAAUUUUUGCAGAUACUAAUAUAUAUUUAUUAGGAAGUACUUUCUUCAUUGCAGCCAUUCAUUUGCUGUUUGAUUUUCUCGCUUUCAAAAGUGACGUGAGUUUUUGGAGAAGAAAGAAUAAUCUUGCUGGACUUAGUAAAUGGACAGUUGUAUGGAGAGCUUUCAGUCAGACUAUUAUUUUUUUCUAUUUGUUAGAAGAAAAUUCAUCUUUACUUGUACUCAUACCAACUGGAAUAGGCACCAUUAUAGAGUUAUGGAAAUUAAAAAAAAUAUUCAGAAUAGAAGUGAUCAGUAAUAAUGGUAUUAUUCCAAGAAUUCAUUUUAAUGAAAAUAAAAUCAAUGCAGCUGAAGCACAAACAAGAGUAUUUGAUGCUGAAAGUAUGCGAUAUCUAAGUUAUUUGUUAUAUCCACUUGUUAUUGGUGCUGCACUUUAUUCAUUACUUUAUCAACAUCACAAAAGUUGGUACUCUUGGACAAUACAUUCCCUGGUAAAUGGCGUCUACGCAUUUGGAUUUUUAUUCAUGCUUCCACAACUUUUUAUUAAUUAUAAAUUAAAAUCUGUUGCUCAUUUACCAUGGAGAGCAUUCAUGUACAAAGCAUUUAAUACUUUCAUCGAUGAUAUAUUUGCAUUUAUUAUUACAAUGCCAACUGCUCAUAGAAUAGCAUGCUUCAGGGAUGAUGCAGUUUUUCUUAUUUAUCUUUAUCAAAGAUGGUUGUAUCCUGUUGAUAAAUCACGUACAGAUGCUGAUACUAUAGCAGAAGAAACUGUAGACGUUAAUAGUUUAACGAAAAAGAUUAAUUAACAAACAAAAAAAUGAUUACCAUAUCAAUCAGUCAGACACAAAUAUUUGGACGGUAGUAUAACUUUGAACAUUGUGCUUUAUAUAUUAAGUAUAAAUAUAACAAUAAACAGAAAAAAGGUUUAAUGUUGUUAUAUUGCAAUUUCUUGUUAAUAAAAAUACAGAGAGUGAGAGAGAGAGAGAGAGAGAGAGAACAUUUUUUAUUUUAUACAUAUAAUUGUUGAAAUAUAAUAAUUACAAAGAUAUUCAUUAAUUUCAGUUAAUUCAUGAAGUUUAACAAAUAUUUGGAUACUAAACAUAUUUCAGGAGAUUUUUCAUUCCCAUUCCUAGAAAAUAAAACAGACAAUGUUUCUAUUGAAACACUGUUGAAAAAACAUUGUGAAAAUUUUAUACAGAAGAUAUAUUAUACAAAUAGACUGUUUAUCUGCACGUACACUUCAUCAUGUUUCAUCAUAGGAUAAUGAUAAUCAAGUAUGAUAAGAUUAAAUUUGGUCUGAACAUCUGAUAAGGUAAAGAAAUAGAAAAUUUAUUUAAAGAAAAAUAAAAAGCAAUAUUUAUAAUAAAA
Molecule: messenger RNA, 2723 nt
Organism: Polistes dominula (European paper wasp)
Lineage: Eukaryota; Metazoa; Arthropoda; Insecta; Hymenoptera; Vespidae
Product: lipid scramblase CLPTM1L
Cellular component (GO): membrane; endomembrane system
Source: RefSeq, a predicted model, not a curated record